AUGCCGGCUAAACGUCUGGGAAUACACCACGGCACGAUGUGCAUCCUCACUCAGAAAAAUCGGAGCGAUAUUGGUGGCUACCAUCUACAAAUAUAUGCCUAUGAGAACACUUGGGCUCAUGCCCGUCGACGGCGUCGGGAAAAUCAGCGUCAUCAGCUGACAGGACAAGAAGCUCUGACCGAAGAUCCCCCCAAUAGUCCUCCAGUUUCCGUGGCUCUGUCUUUGCCUUCUCACAGUUCUUUUGCUACCUUUCAUCCAUCCGAGGGGAGUACUAGCCCGAGCCCUAGAAGAGGGGAAAAAGAAGUUACUCCAUCCCCGACGGUAGUCAGCAUCAGUGCUAUGGAAUCAGCUCAUACUGUAUCCGGUAAAUUUGUUGUCUUUUUAUUGGUAGUGAAUAAACGUGGAAAAUGUAUUGUUUAG
Molecule: messenger RNA, 420 nt
Organism: Protopolystoma xenopodis
Lineage: Eukaryota; Metazoa; Platyhelminthes; Monogenea; Polystomatidea; Polystomatidae
Source: the annotation of a GenBank genome assembly